Messenger RNA from Porites lobata, 16118 nucleotides. Lineage: Eukaryota; Metazoa; Cnidaria; Anthozoa; Scleractinia; Poritidae. The record is from the annotation of a GenBank genome assembly.
AUGCCAAGUGCUUCAUCGCAAUCUUCCAUGCAGAUCUCAGCGCAGAUGGAGAACAACGACGCUACCAAAGCUGUCCUGAAUGUCUUGGAAAAGAAAGUCCGUAAUCUUGAAAAACGGAAGGUGAGUUAACGCACAUUUGAGGCGAGCGAUCGAACACGAUCCACCGACGGUUCGACCACGCCAUGAUGGUUGAGUUUUUGACAUGUGUUUCUCGCCGCUGAGACAUUGUUUCUGUUCGCAGGGAAAGCUUGAUUCGUACAAGAAGCUGGUGGACGAGGGGCAAACACUAAAUGACGAUCAGAAGGUGCGUUUUGAAAUGGCUAAUUUUUUGCGCAACUUUUUAAACGUGGCGGAAAAUGAGUAGGUUUAGUAAAAGCGAAGAGUUUCUUCUUUCAAACGCAUUUGUCCGGUUCUUUAACAGACGUAUCACCCUACCUGUUUUUCCCAGUGUCAUUUAUACAGUUAAACUUAAUCUGUUUCAUAGAAGUGCUAUUUAUUAUUAGAUACCGUUUGUUGAAGACGAGAUUCGUUCUUGAAUAUGAUGUUGUAUCGUGUGACGUGAAAUCACCUUCUCUUUACGCAAUUUCGUGAUCGUUUAAAUUCACUAUUUAACUUAAAAUGUUCUUCUUGGUUAGGAAAAUUUCUUAUAUUUAGUAGACAGCUGUCAGGGUUGUCAUGCUUCAUUGAAAUUAAUAGAUAAUUGUGCAGUACAAAUGUAGUCUACGAACGUUUAUUUUUUGAUUGGGGCCCAGGCCUUUAAAUAAUUUCCUGGAAACCGGUUAUUCUGUCAACAAAACAAAACAAUACAAAGUACUACAAAAUUCAGAAAAACAUAGAAUUUAAAGUGUUAUGAGAAUAUUUAAUUUUUAUUGUGAAAAAUAUGAAGCAAAACAAGUACAAUGUUAACUGUGCCAUAGCAGUGAUCUUUUGGAAAUUAUAUGACCUGUUUGGUCUCUUACCAUAGCAUAAUAAGUUGAAAAUAACUGAGCUUAACAUCGCAAAUAUUGAUUGGUUCCAUUUCAACUUCAAAUUGCGAUCCUUAAUUCAACUGAUUAUGUCAGGAUGGUAGGCGACAAAAACUGUUACAAUGAAAGUUAUGUAUUUACAUUCGGCCGAGCUAAAAAAUGCAGUGACAGUGACACAGAAUGGAAGUACUUUCCUACUGGUAUGAAUGCACGUGAGCCAUUAUGGUGUUAAUUGACUCUAUUGUGGUUAGGUGGAUAAGGUUUUGACAGUUGUAAUGCAGUCAUCUCAGUUCUCAAACUUUCAACUUUUUACUUUAUUUUGUUUUAUCUUAUUUUAUUUAUUUACUGAUUGUUUUUUACCUUUAACCCCCAGUGGUUGUGCGACUGCAUCAGUUGGGGGAUAUGUUCCCAUUUUUUAAAUUCCCAUUGGGUUUGUGGGUUUUUGUAUCAGGCAGCGCACAUGACCAGUUAAGCCUGAGUGAUUUUAUUUUGGAUUAUUUGUAUAUUGUUCUCUUAAAUGUGACAUUAAACUUUCUAUGGUAUUUGGACAACAGUAAGCACUCAGGCUCACAGUUUGAGGUGCACACCCAUUCCCAUGUCUCAGUCGUGAAUAUAAAUAGGAACACUUGAAAUUUCCAGUUUCCCCUACUGGAAUUAAUGCUAUGUACCCUUUGUUUUAAUGCAUCUAUCAUAGGGGCACUUUUUUUGGGGGGGGGGACGUGCAUGCCCUAAUUCAAAUUUCAAAGCCUACCAUUUUAUGCAUUGAGGGGGAAGCCAUAUUCCCAGUCAGUAUUCUGUUAUUGUAUUUGAACAUAUCAAUGUGGCAAUUUCAAUCCAUCUUUGUGUCAUUUGUCACCAUAUAUCUCUAAUACUGCUUUUUUCAAGGCUAUUUCACCUGUUGGAAUUUUACCCUGUGAACAGGGACUCAUCAUAGUCUUUCACCUAUGAUUUUCUUUGUGUGAAAAUUAAUAGUUUGUGAGUCACUCGUAUAGAAGUGAUAAAAAAUUGCCACUCAAGACAGAGAUGGAUUUUCAGUAAACAGCUGUUGGAAGGCUUAAGUUAAGGAAAAAAGAAUGUUGCCUUGAAUAUAAGCCUACUUUCUGGCAUCAGUGGAUUCGUAUACAAAGUAAACCUCACUAUUACAGGCACUUCACACUUCAUUUUGAACUGUGUGCUGGCUUUUAUUACCACAAUAAUAUUGAGUCUAUGCAGAGUACCAUCUUUGAGUCAGUUAUUUAUAAAUGAGUGACCUUUUAGUGUUUCCAUGGAUACAAUUCACAGGCUUUGUGGACGUUAGAGGUGUUAAGUUGGACAAUGUGGAUGUCCUUUUUUUUAGCAUUAUUCUUACAACAUGACCUACCUGCUUAAUGCUGAUACCCCGUUAAUACAGACAGUUCUCUGAUCCCCUUACGUACUAUGGGUUUGACUGUACAAAGAUCUUGCAUGGAGAACUUAAUUUUCCCUUGCCUUUGUUUGUUGUAGCUUGCAGUUGGCCAACUGACACAAGUAGAACAGAACCUUGAGUUUGCUAGAGAUCUACAAAAGAACAUUACUCAGAUCUACAGUGAAGUAAGUGAUAACAGGGUUCUUAAUUUAAUAAGUUGUUAUAAAUCAAUCAGUGUUUCCACGAUACAUCACUUAAUUAUCAGGACAUUGGUUGAGUUCCCUUUGUUGAUUUUCCUGAUUUGUCCCCAGUCAUCUUGCAGGAUUUGGGAUGUCUAUGAUUUCCACUUUUUUUAUUAGUCAGCAAAAUCUGGGACUGUAAGGAAACAGUAAAAUCCCAUCUGGGAUUUUCCGACACAUGAGUACCAGGUUUAAAGAGAAAAUACUUGUUUCAAAAUGAAACCAACCGCAAAAGACUUCAUAUGGAAAUAAGUGUCAUCUGUACACCAAAAAGACUUCACACUUGACGCUCAGGACAAGAUGUAAAAUAAUGGCCUGUUGUGCUUCCUUGUCCAAGACUGAUGCAGUGCUGAAAACAAGAUAGAGAAGUGCAAAGAUUAACAUAAUCUUAUUUAUUGCCUUCUUCAUCUGCAGCAUCAAAAGCUUCAAAAGAAGAAUGCUAAGCGAGAUCAGGCUGCACAGCUCGCAGCACAGCGUGAAGGAGAUAUCUCUAAGGUGUGUCAGGUACUGGAACUGCAGGCGUUGAUGGACAACUUGUCAGAGGAUGUGCGGGCAGACUUUUUAAAUGGUAGCAAUGGUGCUGUGGUAAGUUUUUUAUAGUAACUUGGUUAAAACAGUACCUCUUAAAAGUAUGUUGACAAUCUUGACCUUGAGACUUGAAACUCAAUUCUUGCGUCUCGAAACUGGAAAGAAAUGUUCAUGUUUCAAGACGUGAGAAUUGAGUUUUGAGAAACUUGCAUUCUGAAUAUUUAUCACUUGAAACGGUUUAGAGAAAUGAUUUAUUUCUUGAGAAAAAUAACAAUAGCCAUUCCCACAUAGAGCAACAAUUCUCAUCUACUGUCAGCUCUUUGACAUGUACAUGUCGUGCGUAAGUUUUUUAGGUUACAAAAAAAAGGACCAGUGGCAGGUUUUUUAAACUUGAAUUUCGAAUAGUCAAGUCGCUGUAUUUUUAUAUGAAUUCUAUCUUAAGAAUUAUGAGAGCUGUUUGAUUGUUAGCGCAUAUUUUGUAACAGUAUGUAAGCUCAAUUGCGUUUGUCACGACAGCUUAGAUAAAAUGCCCCCUUGCAGCUAGCCAUUCGCUUGGCACAAAACCGCCAUGCUGGAGAGCAAAAGUUGCACUGGGACAAGACAAACAACAGACGUAUAUAAUUUUACAUGGUCAUUUCCAUUGUUUGUCUUGCCCUAGUGUGACUUUUGCUAUCCAGCAACACAAAUGGCCAGCUGCAAAGGGCCCAUUAAGCCUACUGAGAAAUAUGAUCUUGAAGUUUAUGAUAGCUGCUGUGAAUCUUUUUAGAAAACUGCCAUUUAUUUUUGCAAGCCGUUCAAAAAAAACUACAAAACGUGUAGCAAAAUUAGAAAGGUAAAGUUAAAGCUGUAAAAAGGAUGUAAGAAAUCUCCAACUGUACCUAUUUGCAGUGAGAUAGAAAAUGCUAACAUGUGAGGAAAAUUUGCAUAAUGUCACCUGUAAUUUGAAACCUCUUGCUUAAGCACGCAAGUUGCAACUUUUAAAUUCAUACAACAGCGAUGAAAUAUUUCAAAAAACAAAAGUCACAAUUACUGAAGGCUUCUCAAGCCCUAGCAUUUCACAGUAACAAUCCUUUCCGGUACGGUGUUGUUACCGUGAUCUUAAAAUAAAGGAACCAAUAGUUUCACAGUGACAUAUUCUAAUGUAUUAUAGUUUUUUUUCCACUUGGAUUCUUAACUAGUAGAGCAAUUCUUAAUUAUUCACCAUCUUGAGUUGUUCCCAAAAGGCAUUGCACGUUACUGAUGACUCGCACAUGAAAGAUGUUUUGCAGUUAAAAACGAGAAAAAAAAUAUGACUCCAAAAGUUUAAAAACAUAUAGGUGGUCUUCUAGUGACAAUUUCACUGUUGAAACUGAUGCUGGGGCCCAGAACUCUUUAUAUAAAAAGACAAUACAGUGCUCCAUGUUCAACUUUUUCCAAAGGUGCCUUUUGGUAACCUGAAAUUAAAAGGUGGUUGCCAGACGUAAAAUAACACUACAUGAAUAUUUGAAAGAAUCAAAAUGGCUGCCCAACCAUCGCAAUCGAAUUUCAGGUACACGUGACAUCUCGAGGCUUAAUAUCCAGAGAACCAGCCUGGGCAAAAUCUAGGCAAAUUAUAAAGAGAGCAGAGCAUAAAUGAUAUUUAAUACAAAUGUCUAUCCUUAUCUUUAAAACACUAACUACUAGAAAAACUAGAAUAGCUUGCCACAUGAUAGCUGAACUCAGGUCGCCAAAUUGGCGACUUUCACUCCAAUUUUAGUCGCCAAAAUUUUUUUCUACUCGCCAUGGAGACCAAAAUGGUUGCAGCUUGGAGCACUGCAAUAGAUCUGUAGCAAACAUUUCAAGUGAGUAUACUUCUUUAGUUGGAUGGAAGAGGAGUCUGGAGUUUUUGACACUUUAAUGCUCACCCAUUUAACACUUAACUUGACCUUCUUCUGACAUUUUAAUAGACAUUGACGUUUUUGUAAAUAAUAGUACACACUGAUGUUCUUUAAUUUAAAACUAUGUUUAACAACAUGUUUUUGUACAUUAAAAGAAAUAAAAGUGGGUACCCUUGAAUUUUAAUGGAACCAAAAAAAUUGUUACUGAUGCUUGAUGAUGAUCUCUGGGUAAGGAACCAAAAAAUUGGUAAUCCAUGGGAUUUGAAAUCCUAGGGCUUGCUUCUCCAAGGGUAUUUCAUUUGUGGUCAGUUGCAGACAGGAAACUUGGAACUGCUCUGCAGCGGAAUUUGCAAUAAUAAUUAUAAGGCUUAUUUGUUUACUUUUUGUUGAUUGGCGGUAAUUUUAAGCUAGGUGCUGAUGGUAAAAAGGUUACGUUUUCAUUUCAAAAGUGCAGAACAAGUGGGGAAUUUUGUCAGCCGUUCAACCAGCCCUUUGCGCACGGAUACUUUUCGAAAGCACAAACUUUGUUUUACGGAAUUAGCGAGGAUGGCAAAAGCCAUUUGUGACAAUCCACAGUAACAGAUGCGGUCUGUUUGAUGAAUUUGUUGUUUCAAAGAUCAGUCAAGUGACAAGCCCAUUGUACAGUACUUCUCGAGUGUCCAGGAUCGAGACGCGAGUGACUGUCAACUUACUUUUGAGCAGUACUGUAGUUAUCCAAAGCUCAGCCAACCUCUGAACUGCCCUGUUGAGAACCAACAAUAGCCCAAUUUUAAUGAUGGCAUCUGUUUAGUACAAUGACCAGAAGCCAUUUUGUUUUUCUUUUAUAUUUAAAUUUGGUAAUCCCAGUGAGGUUUUAAUGACAAAAACCGCAAAAACCCUAACCCUAGAAAGAAAACUCUGAAGGAUUCUGGUAGUACUAGUAAAUUGAUGCCAUCGUGCAAAUGGCCUAUUUGAAUGUCAGAAUAUUUUAAAGCAAUUUUGAUAAUCUCGUUAAUGGUUAUUAAGGACAAAUUCUAAGCAUUUACUGAUGACGUGUAAAAAUGUUGCAAUGAAUUUUUCUUGUCCUUACUGUAGAUUCACAUGAGUGUGUUAUGUUCCUUCGAACCCAUCUUGAAUUUUCUUGCAUUGCAUCUGUCCACAUCCCACAUGCUGCUAAUUUGUAUUUCAUCCAGUGUAACUACCGCCACCUUACCUGAUUAAGUUUACAAAUUAGGUGGGAUCGCACUAGGUCCCUAAGUGCACUUGAUUUCUGGUGUACUUGAAAAGCACUUAAAGACGUGCACUGUAGUGCUCUCUGUUUCUUUCAUGAGUCAUGAGGUUGACUCAUCUUGUAAAUUAUGACUGCUUGUUACUGCAGGUGGACAUGAAAAACUGGCUUGAAUGGGUUGAAAAACGGAAUUCAUUCAAUGAAUGACAGAACAGGGAGAUCACUUGUUGUGGAACAUAGGUCAUUUGUUUCCACAGCGAAGUCUUAACAUUUACAUUAAAGUUGUGUCUGCAGCAGAGAAAGUCGUGUCCGACAGCCCGGGGCUAGUGGAUUUUGCGAUUGGGCUAGUGAAAUCUGUGCUUAACUCGCCCGACGGGCAAGUGAAGAUUUUUCGGAGAAGUAAAAUUACAGAAGUACUGUAAAACUAAAAAUGUGUUAAAUUCCUGAGGACCGAAAGUCACUCCAACAAAGUGAAAUCUGCAUAAACAAGACGAAGUAUCGCAUUACAUGUCAGACAUGACAUAUUGAGAUCCCGCGCGUAAAGGAAAACCAGAUAUUGAAAAAACUUUGAACGUAAAUGUUGCCUGUGAAUUCUUACUGAUUCAGAGAACGCUGUUUGUCUAAAUUUUGCUUCAUAAUCAUUUGUAAGGAACCUAAAAGGUUUUGAUCCUGAAGUCCUCUGAGGAAUUUAUUAUGGUUUUAGCAAAUAUUGGUCACGUGCGUUUCAGUAUGGUAAAUUCUAAACACUGAUACUGUGGGUGUUUGUUGCUGAUUAAAACAUAUAGCCCACCUCGUAUUGUUUUCACUUUUCACGAAAAUCUUUUAGAUGAAAAGUUGCCAGAAAUAAAACGAACAUUUUUGUUCUUUUGAAACCUUAAACCUUUGGUUAGUUGUUACAAGAUGAAUUACAAAUUUGCGUUAUUUUUGUUCCCAUGAUAUUUGCUCACUGAUGCGUGACUUGGCACUUGCAUUUUCCACUUUCCCGUGAACUUGAAACUUGACGCAGAAAACCGACUCCCAAACAAACCUUCUUCAGAAAAAUAAUCUUCUGAAUGCACUACUUUAGAAUGAGAAGCAAACUGAUGAAAGCUAUCAGAUUUUUAUGCCUUUAAUAAUAUAAACAUCUCCCCUGUCAGCGGCUAAGAAAUACUCCCAUGGGAAAUUGCGCGGCAAAUUGCAGAAUGAAGUGCUUUCACUGGCAGCUUUUCGUUUUGUCUACGUUGUCGUUUAGUGUGUUCAUUGAGAACUUUGGUUUCACGGUUUCAACGCCGUUUUUUUCUUAAAAAAUGUUUUUCUAAAUUGUAAAAUGUCUAAAAUGCAUGUUAAUCAUUCACGUGUUGUGGUGGACUUAGAAAAAAUUCUACAGUGUGGCAGCACCGGGAGCAAAACAGCAAAACUAGAUCAAACUAGUUGAAGACAUUGGGAGUGAAUAUUGCGUUGAACUCAAAGGGUUACAGAAGAUUGAGUAUUUGGACAUUUUCACAAGAGGUUAACCAAUAAUAUGUAGUUUUUAGCAUUGUGUUAUUUGUUAUUUGGACCUUCAUUCCGUUAGCUUCACUUAAAUUCCUUAUUUCAUCAUUCAAGACAAAGGCAUUUAUAAUCAAAAGGUUAACACCGAAUUAUUGUAAUAGUGUGUCAAGAGUAUCUUACCAGGUCUACUUAUAGUGCACACUUUUACGGUUAUUUAUUGCUUUUGUUAAAUAACUACAGCUGAUUGUAAUGAAGAAAUGAAGCCAGUAAUUUAUUAACUUUCAGUGUAAUUAAGAAAGGAAUAAUUAAUUAACAUUUUUUCUUUCUGCUCUCGAAAAAAAUUUUCGGGCUAGUAAAAAUGACUUUCGGGCUAGUAGAUGUUAGGGCAAGCUGUAAAAUUGACUUUCUUUGCACCCUGGUCUGUCAAAUAAAAAGGGAAUCAUUAAAUUUCCUAAACAGCUCUUGAAUCAGAACUGAGAAAACCUACCUAUAUUUUGUGGAGAUUAGUAUCCUCAUUCAUCAUUUCUUGCUUGGUCACUUUGAGAGAGUGAAAGUUGCGGCUCAAGAUCAUCAGAUUGACUCUGAUAAUAAGCUUCCAUUGCUUUGAUUCGAUAAGUGUAAUCUCAAUUUUACUGGAGAGUGUACUUCAGCCCUUAGAGGUUUUGAAGUUUCUGUGGCAACUAGGUACGACUAGUCAAGGCAAACAGGACGCAUUCACACACAAGUUAGUCUUAAGUGCACUUCAAAACCCACCAAUUACAGCAAAGUGAUAGUAAUAUCUAACAGAUAUUUUGGCAUAUUCUUCAUUUUGAUCACUGCUGUUUUUGUAUAAUAUUUGCAAGCACAAAAAUUUUGAUUAUUCAUUACGUGUAUCACAGUAAACUGUUAAUUCAUUGUAAGUUUCUUUCUUACCCUGGCAGUCAUUUUUGCUCAGACAUGGCAAACAAAAACAUGUAUUAGUUUUAUCAGAUGUUAUUAUUAAUGAUCCAUCAGUGGGAACAGCUGAUUUUAUCCUGAUGACGUACUAAGAAAUCUUGACUGAUUACUGACCUCUUUUUGUUUUUGUGUCUCUUCGUUUGAGACUUUUGGUUAAGAGGUUUACUAUUUCCAUGCAAUAAAAAAAGUACAUGUGCAUUUCUUUUUUGUAGGUCGUGUCUGAGGAAAGUUUUGUCCAGAUUGACGGGUUUUACAAACUGAUCACCCCAAAUGCAGAGGAAGAGAAGCCAAUUAAGGAACAGCAGUUAUUAGCCAGCCAACAUAUUGUAAAGUUUUUGGAGGCCAGCCCUGAACCUGUUGUAGAAACAACCUGUAUCUUUUUGUAUGUCGAGUAACGUUCAAAAUUAGUUGAGAUCUGUAAAGGGUACAGGUAAAGCAGGUGUCCUUCAAAUUUUUCAUGAUGAUCUCUUUUGAGGGAUGAUCUUUGCCAGGAUUUAUUUAACAAGAAUGCUCUUACAGCAGCAUUCAGUCUCCCUUGCUUUGAGAUUAGAGCAAAAAAUGAGGAGGCGAUUAAUUCUAUGCCAAACAGGAUUUACUCACUAAAAGUUUUUUACUUCCUACUUUAUCGACGUUGACACUUUUUAUUUGUUUAUGAAUUGAUCUAGUACGCAUGUUAGUGACCAACGGAAAUACGUCUGUGGUGGCAGGCUAUACUUGUGUAUAAAUACAUGAAAAUUCAAGGGCCUCGAUUCCAGAGAAAUUACAUCAUUGCCAGAGUUCAAAAAGUGAUUUACGGGGCACGUCAUUUCAGUUUUCUUGGCAAAAAUAAACCGUGUGCUCAUUACAAGAGCCGUUUACAUAGAAUGAAAGUUUACAACACUCAACCAUUGCAGGUUAGCUAGUUAAGAUUCUUAUUUUUUUCAACCACUCAGUAGUGUUCACUUGUUCCAAAGCAAUCAACGCUUUGAAGCGAUAGAAUUCGUGGAUUGACAUGGUUUGGAAAAGCUCUAAAUUUAAUCGUUUUUAAGCUUUCUUCGCAAAACAUGCGUGGCUUCAAUCACGCAGCGAUUCUUAGUCCCAGUUUCCACGGUCUCAGCAAGGAACGCCUGGCACAAUGAUCCCCCUUUUGUGUCUUAAAUACGACAAAAAACGCGUUGCAGAUUACGAGUCUCACUGCUUACUCAAGCGAGACUAAUAAUGGGCGUUGCCAUCUUUUCCUUGGGUCAUAGAAUUAAGACUGAUAAUGGCAAUCCUACUGUCAUACAUCCCAGCCGUCCUAUUUUUCCUAUUUAUUUUAUAGGAUCCUAUAAAACUCCUAUAAUAGGCCAAAAACUCCUAUAUUUCCUAUAAAUACUGCUUAAGUUAUAAGUAAGAAAAUAAAGCGAGCGUGUCCAACAGGUCAGAUUGAGUUUGAAUUGAGUCUACUCUACCACAGGCUGUGUUAUGCUGUCACCUGUGGUUUGAUAUUAUUCUUGGACUGGAUUGAAUGAGACUGGGAGCAGUGUUACAAGGUAAGACCACUUCUGGAGAAAGAUUGAUAACCUGAAGGAAGUCAUGGGUGAAAAGAAAUUCCCAUCAAUCAUGAAGGUUGUGAAGACAGCCCUUAUUCUUGGACAUGGUAAUGCUGAGGUUGAAAGGGGAUUUCCAGAGAGUAGAAAAAGUGUAUCAGAUGACAGAGUUCGUCUAAGUGACGCGUCAAUCAAUGGCAUCCGUGCAACAACUGAUGGGCUGUAGGCUUUUAAAGGUCCUGGUUCUGUGCCAAUCACAAAGCAACUCCUUCAGCUGGGUCGUUCCGCUCAUGCUCAUUACGUUUUGCGUCUAGAUAAGGACAAGAAGGAGAAGGAAGAGGCCCAAAAGCAACUUACUCUUCAGAAAGAACAAGCAGCACAAUUGGAAGCACAGAAACCACAACUUGCCAAAGAAAAGAAAGACCUAAACAGCAAAGAGAAAGAGUUAGAAAGGCAAGAAACAGCUCAGCAAGAGUGCAUGAAAGUUGGGGAUACAAUCUUGAAGGAGGCAAAUGCAAAGUUGUGAGCUGCCGUGAGGAAUAAAGAUUUUAAAGAAGUGUCAGUUGCUCAAGCCAUGAUUGAAGCUGCAGAAAAGAAGAUCAGUAGUGCUAACAAAGCGAUGCAGCAGACAAGGGAGCAACAGCAGUCUGUUUCAAAACGAAAGCAGACCAUCAUAAACACCUUUCUGUCACAGCAAGUCAAGCCAAAAUUCAAGAAAACGUAAAUGAUAAGUUCAAGACUUGAAAAUGAUUAACAGACUUAUUGUACACUGUUGUAGUUUUGUUUGUACGCGAAGUUAAUAAGAUGUAAAUGGAAUGUGCUCCUACAUCUGUAUUCAGUUUUCAUGAGAAUUUACAUUUUUGAAGACGUCAGGUUCGAGGGCAUCUUCAUUUGAUAAGAAACUGCUAAAACAAUCUUAUUGCUGUUGUUAAAAACUUAUUUUUGCUGGGAGUUGAACAGAAAAAUGGAUGCAUCAAGCGAAGGUUUAUAGAACUUAUAUUUAAGUGUUUUCUUACUCAUUACAAAUAAGUUGCUCAUUGGAUACAUGACUAUUGUGUAUCUAACUAAUAUUUUAAACUUAUUGUGAGUGUUUCAGUUUUGAAAGUUUUAAGUGAUCACUGUGACCAUUGGAAAAAGCUGUUCAUAUUUGUAAACCGUCUAGUUAAUGAGUGAAUUGCAAAAACAUGUAUAUGCACAAAGUACAGUUGGAAAUAAAGUGAGACAUUUUCAAUAUCGUGGCAUCUGUGUGUACCUGAAAAUCAUCCUAUAAAACUCCUAUAUUUGGGAUUUAAAUCCUAUAAACCUCCUAUUUUUUUGCUCCUGUGAUCCUAUUUUUCCUAUAAUUUUUUUGGAAAAUGGCUGGGAUGUAUGUACUGUGUUAUCUGAUGUGGAAGCUUUUGGACUCUGGUUAAAACCUCUUGCAGUGAGGAAUUAGAUUGUGACAUCUUAGGUGGUCAUUUUUUAGCAGGGUUUAUACAGGUCAUGGAAAACCUGGAAACUCAUGGAAUUUAAGAACUUCAUUUCCAGGCCUGGAAAAUCAUGGAAUUUAAUUGUUGGUCCGGGAAAGUCAUGGAAAUUUAGGUUAUGUUUGAUAAAUUAGAUACUGCAGAUGUCAAAACAAGGAUAGUAUAACAUAAAGAUAGUAAUUAGACAGCCUGAACAGCACGCAUUUUAGUGGACAUGAUAGUUUGUGUCUGUUAAACUGUUUAAGGUCAAAAACUAUGCUAAAACAAGGAAAGUUGUCAAAAGUGACAGCCUAACAGUAGGUCAUGGAAAACUUGAAAAAGUCAUUGAAAUAGUCAUGGAAAGUCAUGGAAUUUGAAGAGGUCAAAGGAGUACAAAUCCUGUUUAGGCCGCAUUACUGUACCUGUUUUUCCUUUACUCUGUGAAGACAAGGCACUUAAUGAACUGGUUGCAUCAAUCAACAAGUGUGGAUAUUUUGAACGAUCUCAAGGUGAUGAAGAGGAGGAGGAGGAAGAGGAGGAAGAAGCUGCUGAAAAUGAGAACACUGAAGCUGAUCAAGAAGGAACUGGAGAUAAUGCCCAACAAACAGAAGUGAGUACUAACCAACAAUAAAUUUGUCUAUAAAAAAACAACACUUAUAACAGUGUAGAGUAAAAAUAUUGUCAAAAAUUAUUUGACAAUAAGUUGGGGAAUAGUCUGAGCAUUGUGUGAAAAGCAUUUUAAAAUCCCUUUAUGUUUGGCUGAACGUAUAAUUUUUGAGGCAAAGUUAAACUCCUCAGCUAUAGAUAGGGUUAGGUCUUAGUAUCAUGUGUGUGAUUGAUUGUAGUCUGGAACUCUUGAAAUCACUCAUUUUGGCAUUCGCUACUUGCAAUAACUAGAAAUCUGCUUGAAAUAAGAUAUCCCAGUGAUUGUAGUGUUUGGGAGGACCAAAAAGCACAAUACAAGAGAUUUGCAACAAAACUUUUGCAUAUUCUUAUUCCAGAAUACAAUCAAUACCCUGUAUGUUUCAGAACGAAUGGCCUUUUUAAAAAUAUGCUAUUACUUAUCUAGAUGGCAGAGGCAAAUAAUGGGCCAACAGAGACUCACUUUAAUGGAGAAAACACUGCAGCCCCUGGUGAAAAAGAAGGAGGUAAUGUUGCAACCGUUGCUUCCAAUGAACAUGGCCUGAAUUUCUUGAGUGAAUCGGAAGUAGAAUCUAAAGCAAAGGGUAUAGCCGAACCUUCAGCUCCCGCUGCAAAUCCGAGUGAAGGAGUCCCCCCUGAAAGUAGUGGAUUUGCUGCUCAGGGUGGAGAUGAAGGAUGGAUUGAACAGGGGGGUGAAGGAAAUGCUGGUGAACAAGGAGAUGACACAAGUAAGUGAACUGUUCUGUUUUAAAAUUUCCUUUUAGCCUUCCCUAUUAUAGUAUUAAUUUUUCUUUAUUAUGAAUCUUUAUGGUGUAAUCUAUCAAUGAAUAAAAUUGUAUGGUGCCUAAAUGGAUAGGUUGUGGUUCAGUUUUAUUCUUGGCUUAAAUUUUAUAUCCCUCUGUUUUAAACUCACUAUCAUAUGCUACCAUACCUCAAAACAAAAUUUUACCUGAAAUCCAGGAUGUCCAAAGUUUUGUUCAAAAUUAAUACUUGGUCAUGGCCUUUAAUUUUCCCUGGUUACAAAGUGUUUUUCAACAGAGAUGACUGUAUUAAAAGGGUUGAUCCAUUCUUUAUGGUCUCUUGUAGCUGCUCCAGCUACAACACUAAAAUGAUCAUCAAAUAAUUUAAGAUAGUUUUUGACCAGAGCAGAACUUGAACUCUCGCAAGUCCAGCUCACUGACUAUUGCGGUAGCCUGAGGAAGCAGUGGACAUUGGUUUCCUCACAAAAUGAAUUUAUCUGAAGAACGAGUGCAGAAAUUCCAUACUAAUGAUGUAUCACUGCUCAGAUUUGGGUAGUGCUUCUGACUGGUCUUGCUGCAGGGGAAAUUUGCUUCAACAAUUCCAAAGCACUACUAAUAUCUGGGUAGUGAUAAUAAAAUCAUAAAUUGUUAGUACAGAAUUUCUGCACUUGUCAUUUAAUGGUGAAACCAGUAGUAAGAUCAUGAAAUAUCAGCUGCUUUCUCAAGCUAACUAUGCAGCCACAAUUACCUCCUUUGAUGAACAGUGGUUUGGAUAUUUCUGAACACAAACAGACUUUUUUUUUUUUGAGGAAGCCAUAGGAGCUAGCUGAAGUAGGCAGUAGUUUAUGGUUGUCAUAUGUUGGUCGGUUCAAGCCUGAGUGCAGUUAAGUCUCCGUACUCUGCUAAACCUCCACAAAUGGUACCUUUUUAAUCCUACAGGUGGCUUUGAUGCUGUACAUCAUUCUAAUGGCUUUGGCUUCCCCCGGGGUGGACGCGGAGGCCGGGGUGGCUUCCGUAGAGGAGAUGGUUACAAUCGCCGUGGUGGCCCACCUGGAGAUAGAGGAAAUAGGCGAGGAGGCAGAGGGGGCUUUGGUGGACAAAGAGGAGGAAGAGAGGGGGGAUUUAAACAGCAACAGGUAAAAUUAGUAUAGGUAAUAGCAUGAUUUGUAGUGAUAUUUGGCAUAAAUACCACAAGUGAUGUUUCAAAAUUGUUACACGUAAUUUCACAGGCUGUUAGGCAAGUGAAAUUUGAAACAAUUUUGAAAUAUCAUGAGUGGUAUUUAUGCCAAAUGUCACGUACAAAUCAUGCUAUUAUUUGUUUAUACUACUACCCGCAAAAGGUUUGUAAUUUUCACAUGUAGGUAUUUCAAAUUAAGCAGAAAUGCCACUGCUCUAAGCCAAUCAAAUUGCAGAAAUUUAUCCUGUGGUAGUAUAAAUAUUGGAAAACUUUCACAAUAAUUUGAAACAAAAAAGACGUUGGUUUUGAUACUAAAUGACAUUUUUUGAUAGCCUGUUCCAGGCCUUUUUUUUUUUGUUCAUGAAUUUUUCUCCUGCACUCUACUUUCUGAACGCCUGGAACAGGCCAUGUUUCAACAGCUUAACUGUCAUCUUCAGUUUGAAAUUGUGAAAUACAAAGUAUGUCGAAUUGCAACGGUGAAAAAAAACUGUAACAACAUAAUAAAGGAACGUGAUAAUGUUUGACCAUAAAGAUAGUUUUAAAUGUACUUGGUGUUAUUGUUAAUAAUUGUUAUAUAGUUUUUUUCUCUUCCGCAAUUCAAAUUGAAGAGGACAGUAUCAGAAAUGUUGUUUUUCGUAAAAUUAUAACUCGUGUGCUACUAUCCAGACCCUUUGAUAAAGCUUUCUACUCCAUUUACUAGCAGACAGUAUCCUUUGACGUUAUGUUUCCUCACAGGAACCUCUGCAAUGUCAAAACUUUCCUCUUAUGGAAGCCACAGAGCACCCAAGACAACCACAGGCUACCAAGCAAUGUGGUGAAUGACAAAUUGUUUUUUGUUCCUUUUUUCAGGAUAAUUACCAAAGACGAGGAAACCGUGGAGGUCCACCCAGAGGUGGCCGUGGGGGUGACAGGGGAGGACAGCGUGGGCGUGGACCCCCUCAGCAGUAGCUUCUCGUUUACAACUAAAUUAAAAAGCAUAACUUCAGUGAGUUAGGAAGAUUUUGAUGGAGCUUUUGGCAUAAAGUUACAAGAACUGACCUAGUUACAAGCUUGAGGGCUUUUGUUGUAAGCCGUCUGCAUGCAGCAAGUGUGAAACUAUUUUACCUCCUGUUAAUAGUUCAGCAAGUGACCAAGCAAGAUCUUGCACUUCAUUUCUCCUUCCAGUGCACAGAACUUCAAUUACUUCAGAGAUCAACGUAUUAUUCUGUUGACCUUCGGACAAAGAUGCAUUGCCAAGUGUAUUGUGGAUGUUAUGUCGAGUGAUGAGAUGUUGUUUGACCGCGCAAGGAAGUUCGCAUGGGUGAAAAUGACUUGGGAGAUGCAGUCUGCAGUCCACAGUCCACAGUCCACGACCCGCCUCACCAGGGCAUGGGAUAAAUUAAUUAUAUUAAAGAGAUCCAGGCAUCAGCAACUUGCUACUGCAGGGAUGGACAUUUGUACGCCAUUGGUCUCUCUUGCAGCUGUUUUUUUGUUCUUCUUCUUCCUCUUUUUCUUUUUGUUUCCCUGGAACCCACAGUCUCAGUAGCAGCUGCAGGGGAGACAGACAUUUCAGUGAUAAUUGAUAUUUAUAUAUCACAAAACAGAGACAUUGACGCAUGCGUUGUAAUGUACUAGUCUGUCAUAAAAUAGAGCAGUUUCUUAACUGGCCAGCGUGAGAUUUUCUGUGAACGACUAAUUUAUUUUGUCAUACGGAAUCAGAUGGAAAAUACUUUCUUGUGGUGCCGUUGGUUGUGGUAGUAUUUGAUCUUGGUCACAGGAGUGUUUGCUGGCUGCUUGUUUGACUGACUCGCUUUAAAUGAUGGGCUAUUACAUUAGUAUAGCAAUUUGAUUCCAAAGUUGAAAACUAUUAAUUGUUUGUGGAGUCCAUUGUGUCCGGGUUGUGUUAAGUUGAAAGCAGAGGCCACGCAAAAGAGAUUUUCUACGAAUGAAAGUAUUGUAAUGUAAAAAGAAUAAAGCAGUUUGGUUAAUUAUUAUCGUCGAGUUUUUGAGUGGAUUUUAAAUGAGCAUAACGUCUGUCGAGC